Dissoconium aciculare CBS 342.82 is the source of this 999-nucleotide messenger RNA. RefSeq lists its product as uncharacterized. The transcript has a single exon. The annotation marks the transcript as partial. NCBI's taxonomy places the organism in Eukaryota, Fungi, Ascomycota, Dothideomycetes, Mycosphaerellales, Dissoconiaceae. The record is from RefSeq and is a predicted model, not a curated record.
AUGGCGCCGCAACGUCCACCGCUGUCAAUCAGCCUCCCGGAGCCUGUCGACCUUCAAUCAGGCUUCUUUGGCCAGCUUCCGAGGACGCCAGAGCAACAGAUCGAUGAGGCACCAUCGCCAAUUGGGCCGCCGCCUCCACCGCGCGCGCAGCCCUUCAAGGUUCGCCGCCGACGGACUACGAUCCCACGGGAGGAAUUGGACACUCUGCUUUCCGAUACGGGAAUUAUCCCGACGAUUGAGAUGACUGAAGUGCCUGCGCAGUCAACAAGCCCGGCGAUGCAGUCUCAGUCGCCUCGGUCAGCUCACCUGUUGUCGCCAAUGGACAUCAGGAGCCCAUUCACUCGUGCUGUGACGCCGCCUAAGACGCCAGCGCCGCGUCAUGCUCACCCUCACUUCAGCCAGCUCGAGAGUCCUAUCCAGGAGUGGGACCUCAUCAAUGAAACCACCCGCCCAUUCCAUCGAUCAAGCUCCAUCUGCUCCUCCUUCUCCGAUUCAUCCUUGUCGUCCUGCGGUAGCUCUGCCUUUUCGCUACCUACUACUGGUGCAUGUGACAGUCCUCGCAGCGAAACAACGGACCCGUUCCUCGACGAUGACGCAAAUAAAAUUCAGAAAGCCACAGCAGGUCCUGCUACUGAAUUAGACAUCACUCCCCAGGCUAAACGCCUCAAGGUCCGACGGGUUGCGAACUGGACGACCCAAAUGGACCAGCAUCUUUGGAUGACAUUCAUGGCCUAUCUCUCAGAUCCUACGCUUACACCCUUCAAACUGCUGCCUGGGAGCACACCACCAAUGGGCGUGUGUGAUCAGGUCGCCACCAAAGCAAAGCGCACAUGGCGAUCACGCAAGACCAUGACGCUCAUUUCCGAGUCGAUCGAAAAUGUCUUGGGCUCGACACCUGUACCUUAUCGCGAAGGAUCACCCGACACCAUUCGACCCACUUCGCUGCAGAACACUCAGUCGAAAUGGCCCAAAGUCGCGGCAACCCGCAAACGUCUACGG